Sphaeramia orbicularis (orbiculate cardinalfish) is the source of this 1981-nucleotide messenger RNA. It is a transcript of the gene faim2b, whose product is annotated as Fas apoptotic inhibitory molecule 2b. Gene Ontology annotation, cellular component: Golgi apparatus; endoplasmic reticulum; membrane. Lineage: Eukaryota; Metazoa; Chordata; Actinopteri; Kurtiformes; Apogonidae. Bases 303 to 1070 code for a protein of 255 amino acids. The transcript has 12 exons. Gene Ontology annotation, biological process: negative regulation of apoptotic signaling pathway. The record is from RefSeq and is a predicted model, not a curated record.
CAGAGGAUAAGGGUGAUGUGGGAUCAGGGUUAGCGAGAGAUUAACCACAUGGACAUCUAUAAAGCUCCAGUGUAAUCCGCACAGUGAAGAGACAGAUUCAGAGCAGCACAACUACUCUAUACGCUGCUUUUUGUUCAUAAUUUGCUGUGAUUUGGGCCUCACAUGAGGCAGAAGAGGAGCUGAGAAUUUUGGAGUUUGGGAUUUUAAAGAAGCUACCAACUGGAAAACUUCAUAGCUGUAAUUUUGGAAGAGUCUAAACUUUCAAAUUAUCAGCAAAACAAGGGACCAAAAAGGAUAAAAUCAUGAAAAAGGAAAAGCAGGGCAACAACGACAAUGAACCCCCCACUUACCAAGAGGCCACAGCAGGCUAUGAGGACAUGGAGGCCCAGUUCGCCUGGGACGACAAGGUCAUCAGGCAGACUUUCAUCAGGAAGGUCUACGCCAUUCUCAUGGUUCAGCUCUUGGUGACUGUAGGAAUUAUAUCCCUUUUUACAUUUUGUGCACCUGUCAGGUAUUAUAUUCAGACUCACCCUGGAUUGUACAUGGCAUCUUAUCUCAUGUUCUUUGCCACCUACAUUGCACUUUCCUGCUGUGGAGACCUGAGGAGGCAGUUUCCCUGGAACAUAAUUCUGUUAGUUCUCUUUACUUUGAGCAUGGCCUUCAUGAUGGGAUUUGUAUCAAGCUUUUACAACACUAAGUCUGUGGUUCUCUGUGUGGGAAUCACAGCUCUGGUGUGUCUUUCUGUCACCAUCUUCAGCUUCCAGACUAAGAUUGAUGUUACGUCCUGUCAGGGUGUGCUGUUCUCUUUGUGUAUAGUCAUGCUUCUUUGUGCCAUCACCAUCUCCAUUGUCGUCCCUUUCGGAUAUGUCCCAUGGUUACAUGCCACUUACGCUGUAGGAGGAGCCAUUCUCUUCACUCUGUUCUUGGCGUUCGACACUCAAAUGCUGUUAGGAAAUAAGCGCUACACUAUAAGUCCAGAGGAAUAUAUUUUCGCCACACUUGCCAUCUACCUGGACAUCAUCUACCUGUUCAGCUUCCUGCUACAAAUAACAGGAGGCGGCCGAGACUGAAAUCAUUCAUCUAAACUAUUUAUAAGCUAUAUACAGUAUAUGUGUCUCAAAACUGGACUAUUCCAAAGCUUUAACUCAAUCAUCUGGUUGGAUUUAUUAAAGAACUACAUGAGGAUUAUACAUUUUUGAUGGAUCACCUUGUUAUUUGCUUGGUAUUUUCUCUUAUGCAGUCUUAUGCUGGUUUUGUCACGACACUCCUGUAAUGCACUGACCCAUUACCUCACCAUUAUUGUUUACUGUACUCCGGCCAUUCCUCUUUAUCUGAUUUGUAUUGCUCCAGUUGGCUGCUGUGAACUCAUCAUAUUACAGUGCGUCAUUAGUUGUACACUCAUUACACCCAUAAGUAGAUAAAAUCACCCACAGACAGAGUUGAGCAUCAGAUAUUUUCUUGUUUUUCUACUUAUCCAUCAGUGAUUCUAAAAUCUGCACUUUUAAGCUUUAGACUCUUAUAAAAACUCACUGCCUCACAAGUGGUGUAGACGCAGGUUUUGUAUUUAUUUAUUUUUUUUGUAUGAUGAUGUGAUGUAGCUGAAAAGAUUAAUCUUUUACUAUAUGUGUGUAAGAUAUUUUCAUACGAAUGUCUCUUUUAGAGCAUGGAUGUUUUGUCUGUUUGUGUAUACCCUGAACUAAUGUAUUUCAAGUCGCUUCAAGACAUCUGAGGCUGACAUACAACACUGAUUGUAUGUGUAACGUGUACAGUACAUUUAGCUGUUAGAAAUCAGUUGCAAUUUGCAUUGUAACUUUAAUGUGGCCUUUGGGAUGUAAAAAAAAAAAAAAAAAUGAAGAAGAAAAUCAAUACCAGGUUUGUGUAUAAAGCUCUGAACAUGUCUGGCAAGUUAAUAUUUUUGUAAAGACAAUGAGCAGUGUACAUCUGAUGCUGUCGUUACUAAAAUAAAGGAGAUCGUAAUCAA